This is a messenger RNA of Trypanosoma conorhini, 1242 nucleotides long. RefSeq names its product putative protein phosphatase 2C. Gene Ontology annotation, biological process: protein dephosphorylation. Bases 1 to 1242 code for a protein of 413 amino acids. NCBI's taxonomy places the organism in Eukaryota, Euglenozoa, Kinetoplastea, Trypanosomatida, Trypanosomatidae. Gene Ontology annotation, molecular function: protein serine/threonine phosphatase activity. The transcript has a single exon. The record is from RefSeq and is a predicted model, not a curated record.
AUGGCGGGCGGUGGGCCGUAUGAUACCCUCUUCAAGACAGUGGGGCUGCGCUGGGUCGCAAUUUUCUGCUCGACCUGCACCUUCCUGGCGUCCUUGAGCAUUGUUUAUUGGGUGGCAGUGAGAUUUGGUCCCGUCACUGCACUUCUCACUCUGGCGUUUCUAUGGGUUAUCGGCGCCCUCAACUUCCUGAAGUACCUCUUCCAAUUAGUGUCCGUGACUGGAGACAGGCCGGACUACCAAGAGAUGCUGCGGCGAGCGGAUGUCAUGCAGCAGCCAAAUGUAAAAAAAACUUCGGGGUUUAAAGAGAACGCCGGGAUAUCGUAUGGGUUUAGCUGUAUGCAAGGAUGGCGUAGAAGCAUGGAGGAUGACCAUGUGGCGCUGCUUGACGAGGAUGGAGGUUUUUUUGGCGUUUUUGACGGCCACAGUGGGUCAAACGUUGCGAGGUUUUGCGCCGGGAACCUGUUUGACUUCGUCUCGAGGACCGCGGCGUUUGAGGAGGGGAACUACAUAAAAGCUCUCUAUGAUGGGUUUCUUGCCAUUGAUAAACACAUAUAUGCCACCUUCUCGAACGAAAGGAGCGGUUGCGCGGCGAUUGUGCUGCUGGUGAAGGAUGAUGACGUGUACUGCGGCAACGCCGGGGACAGCCGCUGUGUGCUUUGCCGUGACGGGGAGCCACUGCCUCUCAGUAAUGAUCACAAGCCAUUUCUUCCGGGCGAGCUAUCAAGGAUAGAAAGGGCGGGGGGAUAUGUGUGGAACCGCCGCGUAAAUGGAGCGCUUGCCCUUAGCCGAGCCAUUGGGGACUUUGUCUUUAAGUGCAACACGCAGUUGUCGUGGGAUCAGCAGGCCGUUACGAGUGCCCCGGAAGUGCGUUUUAUGCGCUUGAAUCGCAACCAUGACGAGUUUGCCGUCAUCGCCUGCGACGGUAUAUGGGACGUGCUUAGCAACGAUCAGGUAGUGGAGUUUGUGCGUCAGCGCAUCCACGCCCGGGUUCCGUUGGACAAGAUAGCAGAAAGGCUUAUAGAGCGGUGUCUCUCGCCGCGACCAUUUGGUGUCGGGUGCGAUAACAUGUCGGUUGUGAUUCUUCAAUUCAAACGAUCAACGCCUUUUCGCCCCGCCCCGGAGACCGUGCGGGGAGGACAAGUCGGGGACACGGACACCGAAGCUGCAGCGGACGGUGCCAGAGCAGCCUCAAUGAAUGCCCACGCACAGAUGAAGAACAAUCUGCCCGGGUCGGUGUACUGA